Molecule: messenger RNA, 3642 nt
Organism: Mollisia scopiformis
Lineage: Eukaryota; Fungi; Ascomycota; Leotiomycetes; Helotiales; Mollisiaceae
Product: P-loop containing nucleoside triphosphate hydrolase protein
Exons: 1
Coding region: 21-3632 (1203 amino acids)
Biological process (GO): maturation of SSU-rRNA from tricistronic rRNA transcript (SSU-rRNA, 5.8S rRNA, LSU-rRNA)
Cellular component (GO): nucleolus; intracellular anatomical structure
Molecular function (GO): ATP hydrolysis activity; ATP binding; RNA binding
Source: RefSeq, a predicted model, not a curated record
GCCCUGACAAUCAAUUCAACAUGGGUAAGUUCGUGCCCCGUCAGCGGAAGCACAAAGUCCUUGCUCGACAAAAACGACAGCAUGGAUCUCAUGAACCUGUCGUCGACUCCAAUGCCGUCGAAGUUCUCCCCGCUGCAAAGGCAGAAAUCCAGGAGGAGAAGCGUCACAUGAAAGAAGAAUUGCAGGCGCAGGGAACCAAAGUCAGCGGAAAGAAAGCAAAGAGGUUGGAGAAAUAUAUCGAGAGUAAACUGAAGAAGGAUGAGAAUCGAGAACUCAUCGCCCGAUUAGCAAAUUCGAGGACAGACACCAGUCACUACCAGAGUAGCAAGAAGCUGGGGCAAGGACACGAAACAAAGAGGGAGAGGCUGGCCAGAGCUUUGAGAGACAGGCAGGCAGGAAUUGAUAUCGACGGAGAUAAUGAAGAGCUAUUGUUUGAGAGAAGGACUAUUCGAGAUGCCGAAGAAGAACCCGUGUCAGAGGAUGACGGCGAACAGGAAGAAAGCGUUGGACUUUUCGAGAAUCCAGUUGCAACACCAAUCCACACUCUGCAGACUACGAAUAUCCCUGGUGCAGGUUUGAAACGACCCCUUGAGGUAGACGAGGAAGGAAAGCCUGUGUUAAAGAAACGAAAACGACGUGGAGGCAUCAAGUCCAAAGUAUCUCUCCAGCCAGAAGUCUCGGAAGAGCCAGAAUGGGAAGGCUUCAGCUCCGAAGGGAGUGAAGAUGAAGAAGAAAGCUCUGUUCAAGGGUUCGAAAGUACCUCAGAUGCUUCAGUGGACGAAGAGGACGAUGAAGGUUCGGCAUCAGGAUCGGAGGAGUCAGACGAUGUUGAUACAUCGGAUGGCUCAUCCUCAGAGGAUCCUGAUAGCGACGACAAUGAUGAAUCUGACAAGCCAAAACGAUCGUCCGCAUUCAAAGCCUGGGCAAGCCAACAGAUCAAUGAAGCACUUGGGUAUUCCCCAGCGUCAAAUACUGCCAUGGCGACAGAGACCCCCAAGGUAGCUGGCUUUAAGCCUAGAGCACCAGAGCAAGAUCCUCUCCCAAUUGAGCUACAGCCAACUACAAACACUGGGAGAAAAGCAUUUAGUGUUACAGUCGAUCGAGCUCAAGACAUUCAAGAUGCACGUCUUAAGCUUCCCGUAGUGGCCGAAGAACAGAAAAUUAUGGAAGCAGUACACAACAACAACCUUGUGGUUGUCUAUGGGGCUACUGGAUCUGGUAAGACAACUCAGGUACCUCAGUUUUUAUACGAAGCUGGUUAUGGCUCACCAGGUUCCCCAACUCCUGGUAUGAUUGGUGUCACUCAGCCUCGACGAGUCGCAGCGGUCAGUAUGGCCAAACGUGUUGGUGACGAGCUAGGUAAUCAUGGAAAACGAGUCGCGUAUCAAAUCCGAUUUGAGGGCACAGUUGGGGACCAAACUGCCAUCAAAUUCAUGACGGACGGAGUUCUGCUUCGCGAAGUCGCUCAGGAUAUCGCCCUGCAGAAGUACUCCGCCAUUAUCAUCGAUGAAGCUCACGAAAGGAGCGUUAAUACCGAUAUCCUGGUGGGCAUGCUUAGUCGGGUGGUCAAGCUGCGCGAAGAGAUGGCAGCAGAAGAUCCGUCGAUCAAGCCUUUGAAACUUAUCAUUAUGUCCGCAACACUGAGAAUCAGCGACUUCACUGAGAACAAAACUCUAUUUUCAAAUCCACCUCCAGUCCUCCAAGCUGAGGGUAGGCAGUUUCCAGUCACAACCCACUUCGCUCGCAGAACACAACACGAUUAUGUCGAAGAGGCUUUCCGGAAAAUCAGCAAAGGUCAUCGUAAGUUGCCUCCAGGUGGAUUUCUUGUCUUCUUGACGGGGCAAAACGAGAUUACUCAACUCAGCAAAAGACUGAAAGAAGCAUUUCGGAUUGGUCAAUCUGCUGCAGGCCCCCAAGUAAGGAUAUCCGGGAAGGAUGCUCCUAUGGAAGCAGAAGACAUCGAUUUUGGAGAUGCUGGCCACAACAACGAUCAUGACGACUUUGCCGAUGAGGAUGAGGAUGACAUAGACAUCAAUCUCGACGAUGAAGAGUUUGAUGUUGGGGAAGAGCCAGAAACCGGACCAUCGAAGAUGCACAUCUUGCCUCUAUACUCCCUCUUGCCUACGAGAGAACAAUUAAGAGUGUUCGAGCCUCCUCCUGACGGAUCACGUCUUGUCAUCUUGGCCACCAACGUGGCUGAAACCAGUCUUACAAUACCCGGCAUUCGUUAUGUCUUUGAUUGCGGGAGAUCAAAGGAGCGUAAGUACGAUCGUAUGACUGGUGUCCAGAGCUUCGAAGUUGGCUGGAUUAGUAAAGCUAGUGCUAGUCAGCGUGCUGGUCGUGCCGGUCGUACUGGACCUGGUCACUGUUAUCGAUUCUACUCUUCGGCCGUUUACGAACGAGACUUUGAAGAAUUUGCAGAGCCUGAAUUACUGCGAAUGCCGAUCGAGGGCGUUGUGCUACAAUUAAAGGCUAUGAACCUGCAACACAUCAUCAAUUUUCCAUUUCCUACCCCGCCUGAUAGACAAAGUCUAGCGAGCUCGGAGAAGCUUCUCACGUAUUUGUCUGCCAUUUCGCCCUCAGGGCAAAUAACGCAGACAGGCGCUACGAUGUCGAUCUUCCCCUUAUCACCUAGAUUCGCACGAAUAUUACUGGUGGGUCAUCUUCAUGAUUGUCUGCCGUAUACAAUAGCUCUUGUUGCAGGUCUAUCAGCUGCCGAUGUUUUUAUUGCCGAAAACCAAAUCCUACCUGCUCAAGCACCAAGAGAAGACGAUGCAACUUUCUCCGUAGCGGACCGCAUUGAAGAAGACGCUCGUGCCAAGAUCAGGCGUCAAUUCAACAAGGUGCAGAAAGAUUUCUGCUUUCUUGACGACAAAUCGGAUGCUAUCAAACUUCUUCAGGUCGUUGGAGAGUUUGCUCAUGAGCCUACUGAGACUUGGUGUCAAUCACAUUAUGUGCGUUACAAAGUCUUGAAAGAAAUAUCACAACUUCGGAGACAGAUUACCGAACUUCUCCGCACAAAUAUUCCAGCAUUCGCGGGGCUGAAAUUUCAAGAAAAGCUUCCACCGCCAACAGCAAAACAGACGAAGGCUUUGAAACAGAUGGUAACGGCUGGAUUUAUAGACCACGUUGCGAUUCGCGCCGACCUGUCACCAAACCCUCCUGAAGUUAGGCGAAAGCCAACAAGAGCAAUUGACGUGCCAUACCUCACAUUGUUUCCUUCGCAUCUCAAGAAAGAUGACGAAGAGAAGGCGGUGUAUAUACAUCCAUCCUCACCAUUAGCACACAUCAGUCUCCAAGAGUGUCCUGAGUACAUUGUCUACUCGUACCUUCAACGACCCGCACCCUCACCUACGACCCCGGAAAAGAUUCCCAAGACACGAAUGCAUGCUCUGACAGAUAUCACUGGCGGUCAGCUGGCCGCCCUCGCGAAAGGAACACCGCUUUUGCACUAUGGAAAACCAAUCAAGGAAGUCAUGCCCAAAAUGAAGCAUGAAGGAGAUGCCAAUAUAAGAGAAUGUUGGGUAAUCCCCUACUUGAGGGCAGAAGGAAUUGGUGGCGUUGGAUGGCCAUUGCCAGCAAGAAAAGUUACCCAACGAAAGAUACCCGGGAAAGGAUGGAUUGUUGAAUGAAUGAACGAAA